Messenger RNA from Phoenix dactylifera (date palm), 1227 nucleotides. NCBI's taxonomy places the organism in Eukaryota, Viridiplantae, Streptophyta, Magnoliopsida, Arecales, Arecaceae. The record is from RefSeq and is a predicted model, not a curated record.
AUGCUUCGCCUUGUCCACACUAGACUAGUCUCCCACGUUACUACUCCUCUUAGAAUCCCAACCACAGCCACAGCAGCCAGCCCUUCCCGUCUCCUCCAGCUCCCAUUCCACCAUGGUCUCUCCCACCACAUCUCCUCCUCCACCCCAAACGAUUCAUCAUCCCUGACGGUCCAUUUCCUCAAGAAGUCAUGCGGCCUCUCCUCCGAAGCCGCCCUCUCCGCCGCCAACAAAAUCCAUCUCAAAACCACCAAAAACCCCCGCUCUGUCCUCACCCUCCUCGAACACUUCGGCUUCUCCAAACCCGACAUCACCCGCAUCGUCACCAAGCGUCCCCAGCUCCUCCUCGCCAGCCCCGACCACACCCUCAAGCCCAAACUGGACUUCUACCAGAGCAUCGGGCUCUCCGGCGCCGACCUCGCAAGGCUUCUCUCAGGAAUUCCCGGGCUACUGCUAUGGAGCUUGGCGAAACGACUGCUCCCAAAUUUUAAUCUCCUCAAGACCAUACUCCACUCCAAUGAGAACGUCGUCUUAGCUGUCAAGAAGUGCCCUCGUCUGCUUACCUCCGACCUCCCCAACGUGUUGCUUCCCAAGAUCGAAAGCUUGCGAGACUACGGCAUGCCGGCGUCCGUAAUCUUCACCCUGCUCAUCACCCACCCGAAAUCUCUGGUCAAAGCAGCGGAUCAGUUCGAGAAUACUUUCAACGCGAUCAAGGGAAUGGGCGUCAGCCCUUCGACUUCGAUGUUCGCCCAUGCACUAGGGGUGUUCUCCAGAUUGCCCAAAUCAACAAUGGAGAAGAAGCUGGAGAAUUACCUGAGCUUGGGUUGGUCGCAGGAGCAACUCCUUGGGGCGUUUGCGAAGCAUCCGUACUGCAUGACGGCGUCCGAUGAGAAGGUCAGGAGAAACAUGGAGUUCUUCGCGGAGAAGCUGAAGUGGGGGCCGGCCUACGUGUCGGCGUAUCCGGUGGUUCUGUCGCUUAGCUUCGAGAAGAGGAUCGUUCCGAGGUGUUUGGUUUUGGAAAUGCUAGCGUCCAAGGGCUUGGUAAAGGGCGAUGUGAAAGCGCGGCACCUCAUGAUGGGGGAGAAGAAGUUCAUUGAGAAUUAUGUGAUCAAGUACGAGGGUGAAGUUCCGGAAAUAGUAGAUGCUAUGGGAGGUAACAAGUUGGGACUUGGUGGUUGGGAGAAGAGAAGCCUGGGAGUUGAUGGGUAUGAGCAUUUGGAUUCAACUUAA